Molecule: messenger RNA, 3024 nt
Organism: Camelus dromedarius (Arabian camel)
Lineage: Eukaryota; Metazoa; Chordata; Mammalia; Artiodactyla; Camelidae
Gene: MPPE1
Product: metallophosphoesterase 1
Exons: 13
Coding region: 535-1755 (406 amino acids)
Biological process (GO): GPI anchor biosynthetic process; endoplasmic reticulum to Golgi vesicle-mediated transport
Cellular component (GO): endoplasmic reticulum-Golgi intermediate compartment
Molecular function (GO): phosphoric diester hydrolase activity
Source: RefSeq, a predicted model, not a curated record
UCCGCCCCGCGCGCUCCCAGAAAGAGUCCCGGGAGCCGACCCACGGCCGCAAGUCCUGUUCACCGCGUGCGCCGCGCCGCUCUCCCGCGCCCCCAGCCCGGCGCGCCUUCCCGUACGACCCGCCGGCCCAGGGUCCCGUCCCUUCCCUGCGGCCCGCGCUCCCCUCCCCUCGCUGCCCCGGGCUCGCCGUCCCUCGCGCUCGCCGCCUGCCGCCCGCCGGGUCCCGGGCCGCGGGAAGGUCGGGGACCCAAGAGCGCGCGGGCGGACCCGCCGGCGAAGGCGCUCUGGUUUUGGGGAGCACAAGCCGGCCUUGUCAACUGGUUGCACUCCUGAAAAGGACGUGAAGUGCUACGACUCAGACGCGUCCCCAAACACUGGGAGGGCUCCCAGAGGGAAGCCACUGCAUGUGAAGGUCUUACAGUGGAAGCUGCCCAGAGUGGAAGGCUGAUUUGCAGUGGGAAGAUCAUUCUGGUCGUGCCAUCCUGGGGAUGCCUAGAAAGCCGUGAUCAGUAGGCAGUCGGAUGCAGUGUCUUUAUGAAAGCAGGACAGUCCUGUUUGUUCGGGAGGCACACCAUGGCCGUGAUCAGGCUGGGGUCUGGCAGACCGCCGACGAGGAGGGCUUUCUUGCUGCUGAAACUCACGGCUGUCACCUUGUCGGUGCUUCUGUUCUGUGAAUUUCUGAUCUAUUAUGGUGUGAUCGUCCGGUGUCACUGGCCUGAGGUGGAAACUCCAGCGGACAGCAGGGGCCGGGGCCCCCCCGAGCCUGCACUGCGAGCCAUGUUUUUGGCGGAUACCCACCUGCUCGGGGCAGUGAGAGGCCACUGGCUGGACAAAUUACGAAGGGAGUGGCAGAUGGAGAGAGCCUUCCAGACGGCGCUGUGGCUGCUGCAGCCGGAGGUCGUCUUCAUCCUGGGGGACGUCUUCGAUGAAGGGAAGUGGAGCUCCUCCCAGGCCUGGGCGGACGACGUGGGGAGGUUCCAGACCAUGUUCCGACACCCUGCUCACGUGCAGCUGAGGGUGGUCGCCGGCAACCACGAUGUUGGCUUCCACUACCAGAUGAACACAUACAAGAUAAAACGAUUUGAGAAAGUUUUCAACCCCGAAAGGCUGUUUUCUUGGAAAGGAAUUAAUUUCGUGCUGGUCAACAGCGUGGCCAUGGAAGGAGAUGGCUGUGACAUCUGCUCUGGAGCUGAGGCUGAGCUCCUGGAGAUCUCCCGGCAGCUGAACUGCUCCCGGGAGCAGGAGCAUCACCCCGGCAGGUGUGGAGACGGAGGGCCGCUGCCAGCCUCGGCCCCAGUCCUUCUGCAGCACUUCCCGCUUUACCGGAGAAGCGACGCCCACUGCUCCGGGGAGGACGCUGCGCCCCCAGCCGAGAGGGGCAUCCCCUUCCAGGAGCGGUACGACGUGCUCUCCCGGGAGGCCUCCAGGAAGCUGCUGUGGUGGCUCCGGCCGCGCCUGGUCCUGAGCGGCCACACGCACCAUGCUUGCGAGGUCCUCCACGGGGCCGGCGUCCUGGAGGUCAGUGUGCCGUCGUUCAGUUGGAGGAACAGAAAUGACCCCAGUUUCAUCAUGGGCAGCUUUACGCCCACAGACUACGUCCUGGCCAAGUGCCCCCUGCCCCGCGAGGACACAGUCCUGACCACGUACUGCGGAGCGGCCGGGUGCCUCGUGGUCCUCACGCUAGUCCACAUGAGGCUGCUGGCCUCACCUUUGCACGUGGGUUGGAACCUGCUCAGAAAAUUUAAGACCACGUGAGUAACAGGCAUCAAGACCAGAGGAGCUGACCUGCGGGCGGUGCUCCAGCGAGUGAGACUGAGCGCUGCUUGGGAGCUAGACCCCUGGGCCGAUCCCCGCGGGGUGAGGGUGAGCUGCUGGUGCUGUUCCCAUGCUGUCACAAUGGAGCGUGCACUCUCCAGAGUCUGUUUUCUCACUUCAUCAAAGAUGUGUGUAAUCACGGAUUGUAUCUACAGCUCGCAGAAGCUGCGGGCGUCACUGGCGUGCAUGCGACAGCCUGCGUUCCCCAGUCAGCACCGGCAGGCUUGGGGUGAGGUGACACCACCAGUGGUCCUGCGGGUGGUUCUCAAGUUCCUACCUGUGCUAGUCAGAUGCUUCAAAUAAACCCAGAUGCUACAAGCAGGAAUAGCUGUUCCCGCAGACUCCUGUGUGUCCGCGCUAACUGGUUGGAAUCGGGUUUUUAGAUGAGUGUCAUUUUCUCUCCAGCAGACCCGACUGUUAAAUCAGGAUCAAAAGCCCGUCAGUGAGCAAAAGAAACUUGAAAAGUAGCCUCCAGGAAGAGGCAUUUGGUGUUUAAAAACAAGUAUGCCUUGGUAAUUUUAAGCCAGGUAAAGUGGAUUCUUUUUGCAUUUUUUCCUUGAGAGUCUGGCUCCUCAGUCAGACCUUUAAAUAGGAAGUUCACUUACAGGGGAUUGCUGAGUGAUGCGGAGAACAACAUACAACUCUUGUUUUUUGUGUAUAUGUGUUGGGUUGUAUCUCUUCAUGUUUUCUUCAUGUUUUACUUCGAAAAUGCAAUGGAAAUGGAAAAUCAUUUCUACUUCAUCUGUCUCCGUUCACCUGAGAGUUUUAUGAAACAGGCAAGGAUGGGAGAGGCAGGAACUGGGUGAUAAUGAGAUAAAAAACGUGAUGGUGUGUUGUCUUUGACGUCGCCAUCCUGUAUUUUGUGUAAAAGUCGUAUUUAGCCGUGGAUGAGUUUACAGAGGAUUACAAGAUGCUGGUUUACAGAGCAAACUUGAAACUAUCAAAGACUAAAUGAAGUCGAUGAAGUCACGUAGGCUGGGCUGCCUCCUCUCUGCUUUGUGUGGUUGGAGUAGAACCUCGGACAUCUUCACAGACUGCCUGACCUGGGGAAGCCACCCUCAGGGCCGUGGCCAAGCAUGAGGGGCUUUCUGGGUCUCGUACUGGAGCCAUCUUGCGAGGCUGCAUCUGCAAAUCUCUCAAGUUUGAGAAAUAGCCAUGUAUUUUGACUUGGUAUUUCAGUAAAGGUUUUGUAAUGUUUCUUCUUCAAAA